AGCAGCUCCACACCUCUGUACUCAGACUGAUCUGCUGGAGGAACACCAUCAGCUCACCUGCUGCAGUGCCAAUUGUCCAACCUGGAUACAAUUUAGCUUCACAAAUACAGACUCAGAAGAUUUCUUAAAGAUAUUAAGCUGCUAAACAAAGAGGAGAACGAUGGAAUCCAGAGAAAUCUCCAAUACUCUGCAAGUGUCCUCUCCUACACCUAGCAGACAAAAGCAGAAAAGCACAGGCAAGAAAACUCUCCACUGUUCAGACUGUGGGAAGAGUUUUGAGAAUCAGAGUACUCUUCAGCGUCACCAGAUCAUUCACACUGUAGAAAAACCAUUUCACUGUUCAGAGUGUGGGAAGAGUUUUACUCGACAGAGUACUCUUAAUAUUCACCAACGUAUUCACACUGGAGAGAAACCGUUUCACUGUUCAGACUGUGGGAAGAGUUUUUAUGUUAUCACUGCUCUAAAAACACACCAGCGUAUUCACACUGGAGAGAAACCGUUUCACUGUUCAGACUGCGGGAACAGUUUUGGCAACAAGGUUGGUCUCAAAGAACACCAGCGUAUCCACACUGGAGAGAAACCGUUUCACUGUUCAGUCUGUGGGAAGAGUUUUAGUGUUUGGGGUGCUCUGAAAACACACCAUCGAAUUCACACUGGAGAGAAACCGUUUCACUGUUCAGACUGUGGGAAGAGUUUCAGUAUUUGGGGUACUUUAAAUGCACACCAGCGAAUUCACACUGGAGUGAACCCGUAUUACUGUUCAGACUGUGGGAAGUGUUUUAAACACCGGGCUGGUCUACAAUCACACCAGCGAGUUCACACUGGAGAAAAACCGUUUCAGUGCUCAGACUGUGGGAAGAGUUUUUCUCAGCUGAGUGCUCUACGAAGACACCAGCGCAUUCACACUGGAGAGAAACCGUUUCACUGUUCAGACUGUGGGAAGACUUUUAACCAGCAGAAUUCCCUACUUAGACACCGGCGCAUUCACACUGGAGAAAAGCCUUAUUACUGCUUUGAAUGUGGAGAGACUUUUAGACAGCAGGGUGCUCUACAAAAACACCAGCGCAUUCACGCCUCUCCAUAGCAUUGCCAAACUCCACAAAUUCAACCAUAUAGUUUGAGGGGUAGCCUCAAACAUUCGCAAAAUCAAGAAAACUUUGUGCACAAGGCAAGACGGAAAGAGAAGCGCCUGAAUCAGAGAUGCACGCCGUCGCGUUUCCCUGGUAUCAAAGCAGGAAAAUGUUUAUCCAUGUGAGGAGGUUGUUGCGAGAAUGUCCUGUAAAACUGCUGUAUGACUUUGGCCACCAUGCUGUGGUUCACCUUCAGGAUGUUGGAUCCUAGGCCAUCUUUGUGGAAACCAACAAUUCUAUUUUUCACAUCCUCAGAAAUGUCUUUGCCAUUGUUGAUAUCACUAAUGAAUAACCAGUGGUCAGUAUGAGAGAAUUGUGCCCCAAACAUCAGGGAGGGAAUAUUUGACACAAUUUGGAUAUGUUCACUGUGGGGUGUACUCACUUGUGUUGCAGCUAUUUAUACAUUAAUGACUGUGAGUUGAGUUAAGGACAGCAAAGUUUAAUUUCUGUAGUGUUGUCCUAUGAAAAUAUACAAGAAAAUUAGCUUUUUACCAAAUUGAAAACCACCAGGUGUGGCAUAAAGGUAUUUUUAAAAGCAGUGUGUAAGACUGGUGGAGGAGAACAUGAUGCCAAGAUGAAGCAUGAAAACUGUGAUUAAAAACCAGGGUUAUUCCACCAAAUAUUGAUUAUUUCUGAACUCUUAAAACUUAAUGAAUAUGAACUUGUUUUCUUUGUAUUAUUAUGUUCUUUUUUUGUUAUUUCAGCCAUUUCUCAUUUCUCUGCAAAUAAAUGCUCAAAAUGACAAUAUUUUUAUUUGUAAUUUGGGAGAAAUGUUGUCUGUAGUUUAUAGAAUAAAACAACAAUGUUCAUUUUACUCAAAUAUAAACCUAUAAAUAGCACAAUCAGAGAAACUGAUUCUGAAACUGAAGUGUUCUCUUCAUUUUUUCCAGAGCUGUAUAAUACAAUAUUUAUAGAAAUGAGAGGGGUUCACUUACUUGUUGGAUGCAGGAAGUUGGUUAAUAAUAGGCCUGUCAUGACAACAAGGAUGAUAGAUUGUCAGAGAAAUAAUUGCAGUUGUUUAUAUCACUGAUAUAAUGACAUAAUAGAUAAUAAUGCAAUCAUUUCAACCAUUCACUGAGAUUUUUUUUAUAAUUGGAAAUAUUGAGACAAAUAUAUAUAUAUAUAUAUUCCAAACAAGUGAAGUUUAUGUAAAAACUACUGGUUAACUCAUAGGCUCUCCUUUCUAAGUAAAACAUAAUUGUCAAUAUAGAUUUCAGAGUAAAAUGAGGUUAUGUUUAUAUAUUUUACAGUACGUCAAUAAUGUAGUUAGUGUGACAGGCCUAAUCAAUUAGAAGUUCUGUUAUGUUUCUGAUUUAAAAGCACAAUAAAACGAUAAUGACCUGCAGUUAAACCAAGCAAGAGAAAUACUACAUCGUUCAAAUUUAUCUAAACAAAACAAAGUGUUAAUCCUUUUCAUUUUGUUGUGUUAAAUGCUUAUAAACAGAGCCAAAGUCAAAAUGAUUUUUUGAUUUGUUUAUUUCUUUACAUUAUGUGAACAAGAAAUUGUAUUAGGGGAUGUUAACGGUCACAUGAUUUUGGCAGUGCAUUUAAACCAUGUAAUGGAUUCUGUUUUAAAUAAAAGUCAAUACAAAAUACA
This is a messenger RNA of Astyanax mexicanus (Mexican tetra), 2727 nucleotides long. Its product is annotated as gastrula zinc finger protein XlCGF7.1-like. Bases 161 to 1084 code for a protein of 307 amino acids. The transcript is spliced from 2 exons. NCBI's taxonomy places the organism in Eukaryota, Metazoa, Chordata, Actinopteri, Characiformes, Acestrorhamphidae. The record is from RefSeq and is a predicted model, not a curated record.